Psylliodes chrysocephalus is the source of this 1844-nucleotide messenger RNA. The record is from the annotation of a GenBank genome assembly. NCBI's taxonomy places the organism in Eukaryota, Metazoa, Arthropoda, Insecta, Coleoptera, Chrysomelidae.
CCCCGUCAACUGUCAACUUUUAUUUAGGUUAAACUGUCAAACAAAAUGUAAACAUUCGGCAAAAAUUAUUACUCAUCUUAUGAUGUUUCUUAUUAAAUUACAAUUAGGAUUUGUAAUUAGCGAUGUUCUUUUCUAGCUAAUACCUAGAAUAAUUUCAGGCUUUUGGACCAGUUUUAUAUCAUGCGAUACUCACGUAAGAAAAUUUUCUUAUGUAUGUUAUCAGUAUUAUUAAUAGGAACUAUUGUUUAUAUCGAACUAUUUUCAUAUUAUAUAAACACUUACAAUUGGCGACAAAUACAGUGUCAACACAGAGAUAAAUGUACAAAAAUACUUCUUGUAGCUGAUCCUCAAAUUAUAGGCAAUCAUGAAGAAAUACUACAUUUCCUUACACCACUUACUAUUUUUGACAGUGAUAGGUUCCUUAUGAAAACAUAUAUACAUGCUUACAAUUUUAUUGAACCAGAUAUUGUAAUAUUUCUGGGAGAUUUAAUGGAUGAAGCACAUAGAGCUUCAAAUCAUGAAUUUCACCAAUAUGUUAGAAGAAUCAUAAAUAUCUUUUUGGAUACUUCAAGUUCCUCAUCAGUUCGACAUAUCUGGUUACCUGGAGAUAAUGAUAUUGGAGGUGAAGAUUCUUUAGUUACAAAAGAGAAAAUAGAGAGGUUUGAACAUGCCUUUUCCCAACCUAGCUUUAUUACAUUUAGACAUCUAAAUUUGUUCAAAAUAAACAGGCUAGUUUCUGAAAUUCCAGUUUACAAAAAGAAGAGGGAAUUUUUUGAUACCAGUGAGAUAUUUAUUGGUCUAAGUCAUGUGCCCUUACUGUUUAAACCUUCAAUAUUUGUAGAAAAGGUUUUGAAUAAAAUGAUGCCUCAUGUGUUAUUCACUGCCCACGAACACAAAUCAAUGAUAAUCAAUACAGAUGCUCAUCUCAGACAAGAUAUUCACCUUACACAAGUCACACCAGAAAAUCAUGAAAUAUUUGAAUACUCUUUAGGAACAAAAGAUAUAUAUGAAUUCUUAAUACCAACUGCCUCUUAUAGGAUGGGAACAAAUAAAAUAGGUUAUGGAUAUGCUGUAAUAGAAAAUAAUGAUCUGAAAUAUACUGUUUUAUGGUCUCCGUCCAGAUUUAACCAUUUAAUAUUAUAUGGCUUUUUGGUUUUUCUGUUAUUUUUAUACAGUUUAAAUAAAAUUCUUUGUAAGUGCUGCAGGCUUUUAAAGUGCUCACACAGAAAGAAAAUUUACAGUUAUUAACCCUUUAGCUUUUUGAACAAAAUACUGAUCUGAAAUUAUGUGGUCUCCGUCCAGAUAUACAACUUAAAAAUGUUUAUUAGUAUUUAGAUUUUUAAUUUAUAAGUAAAAUUGUAUAGUAAUGUUACAAUCUAUUAUGAUCUGAUGGGAUGAGAAGCAAAAUAUUUUUGUCUUAUUCAUUCAAAUUGAUUGAUUUUUAAUUCUUUAAUGGGUAUAAAGGCAAUUGUACUUUUGUUAUUACUUCUUAUAAAAUUAGACAAAUCUUUAUAUGGGUGAUCCACAAAAAAUGUUUCUAAGAAGACCUUGGAAAAAUUGACGAAUUGUUAGUUUGGAUUUAAUUUCUUGCUGUGCUUAGUUAUCGCAGGCAUGUCUCGUAUUUAUCUGUCUUUGUGGGUCAUAGCCUACUUUAGAAAUAUUUUUUGUGGAUUACUCUUUGUAAAGAGGUAACAUAUUAUUGCAACAUUGUACAUAUCUUUAAUAUUAUUUACAUUAGCCUUUUAGGUUUGUUGUAUAAAUAUGAAUAUGAACAAUUUAUGAAAUACUUUAUUAGCAGUUAGCAUAUUUUUGUACCUGACCUCAAUAAAUAGCUAUUUAUAUAA